Molecule: messenger RNA, 3061 nt
Organism: Aphis gossypii (cotton aphid)
Lineage: Eukaryota; Metazoa; Arthropoda; Insecta; Hemiptera; Aphididae
Gene: eRF1
Product: eukaryotic peptide chain release factor subunit 1
Exons: 10
Coding region: 362-1678 (438 amino acids)
Biological process (GO): cytoplasmic translational termination
Cellular component (GO): cytosol; translation release factor complex
Molecular function (GO): translation release factor activity, codon specific; sequence-specific mRNA binding
Source: RefSeq, a predicted model, not a curated record
GCGUUUGCGUCGUGUGCCUGUGCCCGUGUCCACGACUGCUGCCUAGCUGCUACCGUUUACCGUGUGUGCGUGUGCGUGUGACGUUUGUCAGUGUGUGUGCGCGAUCGAGUGUGUUCCUCGCGCCUGCCUAACCUACUUCGCCGAGUCACACAUUUUAAUUGAUCAAAUUUCAGAAAAAUAAUACUCGGCACGACGGUGUAUAAUAUUUUUCAUUGUGUACCAUUGUAUCACUGCUCUGGUCGCGGACAACGGCAGAAACCCGCAGAAUACUGUUGACACAGUCGCACGCUAAGUCCGCCGUGUGUGCAUUUUUUCAGUUUCUCGUGUCGUUCUCUCGUUCUUCUCUUCACAUUCGCCCGAAAUGACUACCAACGGCGAAGAGACCACUUCGGAUCGCAACGUAGAGAUAUGGAAGAUCAAGAAGCUCAUCAAGAGUCUGGAAAUGGCCAGAGGUAAUGGAACAAGUAUGAUAUCAUUAAUCAUACCACCUAAGGAUCAAAUUUCUAGAGUGAGUAAAAUGUUGGCUGAUGAAUAUGGUACUGCAUCAAAUAUCAAGUCACGUGUAAACAGAUUGUCAGUAUUGGGUGCCAUUACGUCGGUACAGCAAAGAUUAAAACUUUACACUAAAGUUCCACCUAAUGGAUUAGUAGUGUAUUGUGGAACCAUUGUGACUGAGGAAGGUAAAGAAAAGAAAGUCAAUAUUGAUUUUGAGCCAUUCAAACCUAUUAAUACUUCUUUGUACCUUUGUGAUAAUAAGUUUCAUACAGAAGCGCUUACAGCAUUAUUAGCAGAUGACAAUAAAUUUGGUUUCAUUGUGAUGGAUGGUAAUGGUGCAUUGUUUGGUACAUUGCAAGGAAACACUAGAGAGGUUCUUCAUAAAUUUACUGUUGACUUACCGAAAAAACAUGGUAGAGGAGGUCAAUCUGCUUUACGUUUUGCUCGUCUACGUAUGGAAAAAAGACACAAUUACGUACGUAAAGUAGCAGAAGUAGCCACUCAGUUAUUUAUCACAAAUGACAAACCUAAUAUAGCUGGAUUAAUAUUGGCUGGUAGUGCAGACUUUAAAACAGAACUUAGUCAAUCCGAUAUGUUUGAUCCCCGGUUGCAAGCUAAAAUUAUUAAACUAGUUGAUGUAUCUUAUGGUGGUGAAAAUGGUUUUAAUCAAGCAAUUGAAUUAGCUGCCGAAUCAUUACAAAACGUUAAAUUUAUUCAAGAAAAAAAAUUAAUAGGACGAUAUUUUGAUGAGAUCAGUCAAGAUACUGGAAAAUAUUGUUUUGGUGUUGAGGAUACUUUAAAAGCUCUAGAACUUGGAUCAGUAGAAACAUUAAUAUGUUGGGAAAACCUAGACAUUCAGAGAUAUGUUUUAAAAAACCAUACAACAGCUGAAGAAAAAAUAUUACAUUUGACCCCAGAACAAGAAAAAGAUAAAACACAUUUUACAGAAAGAGAUACUGGUGUAGAAUUGGAAUUAGUUGAGUGUCAGCCACUUUUGGAAUGGCUGGCAAAUAAUUAUAAAAUGUUUGGAGCUACCUUAGAAAUAAUUACAGAUAAAUCACAAGAAGGGUCACAAUUUGUAAGAGGAUUUGGUGGCAUAGGAGGCAUACUCCGCUACAAGGUUGAUUUUCAGUCCUUGCAAGCGGAUGAGCCAUUGGACGAUGUGAAUCUUGAUGAUUACUAACUAAAUUAACUAACCUAAGGAUUAUUACGUUAUAAAGUUGAUUUCCAAAGUAUGCAGUGUGACGAUUUGGAUCCAAAUGAACUUUAUGAUAUUGAUGAUUAUUAGGAUGUUAAAUAUUAAAAGAAUACCCAUUGAAUACUUAGGGCAACAAAUAAGUACAGUUCAUUUUAGCUUAAGCAUUUUGGAAAAAAGAAGAAUUCUAUUAUUAUUUUAAACAUAAUUAUUUCCUUUACUUGAUGUUAUCUUUUUAUUCAAAAGUAAAAAAAAAAAAAAUAAUCAUAAUUCCAUUAAAUUUAAAAAUAUAUAUUUAUAUUUUUUAACAUUUCAAUAUUGUGUUUCCCUUUAUUAUUAUUUAAGUUCUCCAAUGAUGAAAUUUAAAAAAAUAGAUUACUGUGAGUAAUAUACAGGGUGAUGCAUGAGUAUUAACACAGGUUAUUGAAAUAUAAUUUUGUUUUGGAAUACUUGAAUUAUGAAAUUCUUUUUUUUUUUUAAGAUAUAAUUUAGGCUCAAUGGACUUCAAAAAUCCCAAUUUAAAUUAAUUUAUAUAACUAUAUAAAUUAAUAUCUCAAUAUUUUAUUCAUACUUUUAUUUACUUUUUUAUAUUAUUUUUCAGAAAUGAAUGUCUGAAUAUUUAACAAAAAACCUUGUUACAUCCUUUUAAAGUCCUUCUAUAUGUAAAAUAAUUAUUAUAUACAUAGUUUUAAUAUUAUAUAAUUUUAAUAUUGUAUGUAGAUAGUUAUAUUUUUGACUUAUUGAUUUUAUGGUAUUAUUGUACAACUCAAAUCGACUAUUUUUUUCUUUAGGCUUUACAUAAUCUUGGUAGGAAAUACUUUUAUCAGAGAAUAGUACAUAUUUGAUUCAAUACUGCAAAGGCACAAUUGCAUAUUUAUUUUUAUUUAUUCAAUUUGCUCAACUGCUAUAAAAUAUAAAUACAAUUAGAUAAAAAAAAAAAAUAUUUUUAGUGUACAUUUUUCUAUGUUCACAAAUAUGUAUUUUUAAUGCUUCUUUUUCGUGAACAAAAAAAAAAUUCCAAACUCUAAAGCUUCAAUUACCAUUCAUUGGUUGAGUUCAAUUUCUGGAUCUUUAUUAACCACCGGCAUUACAAGAUAUUCUUAAUAUGCAUACAUGCUCUUUUGGGUGGAGUACAAAAAUUUAAGCAACCAUGUGAUAGUAUACAAUUUGUAAUUUGUACUAUGUCUUAUUAAAUAUAAUUUAUUUACAAGAGUGGCCUUAGGAUUAUGUGACUAUUGAAAUGCUUUUGUGUGGAACACCUUAGAUUGGUAGAUUUUUUUGUUUUAACUUUUAGCCUAAUUUAUAUUUGUAUUUUAUAUAUAUAUUUUUUUUAAUUGUAAAAAAAUAUAAAUAGAAGCUUAAUAUCUAAUA